CUCUCUCUCUCUCUCUGCUCUCAUUUUACGACCACCAUAAUCGUUGGAGUGAGCUCCGAGAGAUUCAAAAUUUUCCGAUGGAAUUCCCUAGAAAUCAGAGGUAAAAAUUCAAAUCAGGUAGCGCUAAAACUCCGGUAGAUUCAAAUUAUUUCUGCAGAUUUUAGGGUUCAUCCGAACAGAGAUGGCAACCACUGCUCCAAUCACCCCACCUUGGAUUUCCGAAGACGACCUCUUGUUGAAGAACGCCGUCGAGGCUGGUGCUUCUCUGGAAGCACUCGCUAAAGGUGCAGUGCAAUUUUCUCGCAGAUACACAUUACAAGAACUGCGGGAACGGUGGCACUCACUUCUUUACGAUCCUGAUAUUUCAGAGCUUUCUUCUGCUUGUAUGAUAGAGCUUGAACUUUCUGGUGUCAGCCCUUCUUUAAAGUUUAAUAGAUCGGAAAACAUUAAAGGAAACAAGGAGGUUCCUCAAAAGAGAAAAAUCAUGAGCAUCCGCAAACAGUACUAUGCCAUGCGAAAGAAAAUUCGAAAUGAAAUUUUCAAUGCCUCUGAUCUUGGUUUUCUGGAUGAACCCAAUUUACAUGAUUUCAGUGGACAUGGAGCUGAUUUUCAGCAGCAUGCUACACAUGAUGCUGUGUCCCGGGACAGAAGUGUCCUUGGGGACUGUAUUUCAGAUAAUUUAGGGUUCCAGGAAGCAGAACUGACUAUCCUGCGUAAUGCUUUCCCAGAAGCAUUGGGUGAGAUUGCUCCCACCCCUUCUAUUGCAUAUCAGACUGGAUGCACAAAUACAGCUGAUGAUAAUCAAGUAAAUGAAGUUUUGAGGAAAAAUGGAUUCUCUGAGGGGUUUUCAGCUUCAUUACAGGAGAGGAGUACUUGUAUUCAGCCUAGGAUUAAACUCAGUGAAGUCCCUCAUGUGCCCAAAGGUAAUUCCCUUAGCUAUGGAAAAUGCUUAGUUAGUGAGGAAUGCUGUCAACCGUCAGCUACAUCAGAUGGUGAUUUUACAGAUCUACCAGAUUCACUUUUGAAUCUUUCAAAUGACGAUGAGAUUCUCAUGGUGGACGAGGAUGUGAGGAACAUAGUAGAUAAGUCAUCUGAUAAAAAUGCUAUUCUCAUGGAUUCUUCUGAUCGCAUUCAGGAAGGUGGGGCAUGUACUCAUGAAUCUGAAACGUUUGUGGAUUCAAAAACAAUUCCUUUGCCUCCAAAUGGUGCAAUGCCUAUCGACUCAGAGGUUGUUGCUUCUUCUACAUGUGGUCCGGAAGUUUCUUCUUGUUCAGAGAUUAAUUUGCCAUCUAACUUAACAUCAAAUCCUGAUACAAAUAAACUAAGUGAUGGUAGCAUUUGCUGCACAUUAAACACUGAGGACACUGAAAUCCCGUGUAAUGAUGAUAUAUUCUUACUUAUCCACCCUUCCACAUCCUUUGGUUCUGCUGUGACAUCACCCAGGAGUGCACGCUAUAUGGACACAUCAUCUGCUGCUAAUCAGAAGGAUGCUAAACAAGGAGUAAACUCCUUAAUAAGAGGGAAAGAUUCUGUACAAUCUCUUGGGUGGUCACACAAGAUUGGACAAACCAUUUUAGGAGAAACACGUGUUCAGCAUAAAGUGGUUGCAUGUGCUGUGAAAUCCAAAUUGCCUGAUACUAACCGUCUCGCCUUGCUUCCUGGGGAUGCUAACAGGGCACUUGGAGACUCAAGUCUGGGCAGAUCCCUGCAAGCAAUUUCAGAGGUCCCCAUUGAUAGAGUGCAAGAGCGAGGUGCUGCUAGAGCUGGAAUGGUUGGAGAUGCACCAGACACAUUUCCUGACAUGCCACGAUUUGCUGAAUCAGGCUCUGCUAAACCUGCUAUAGAAUCGUCAGCCAACCCCUCAACAUCAGACCAGGAAGAACCACCAAGUGAUGAUGAUGUCCCUUAUUUUUCUGAUAUUGAAGCUAUGAUACUUGACAUGGACUUAGAUCCACCUGAUCAAGACUCAUAUACUGCAAAACAAGUAAUAAGGUAUCAUCCUGAGGAAAGUAAAAGGACAGUCAUAAGGUUGGAACAAUGUGCUCGUUCUUGUAUGCAUAGAGCCAUGACAUCUCAUGGGGCUUUUGCCAUCUUAUAUGGCCGUCAUCUAAAGUACUUCAUCAAGAAAACAGAGGUUGUACUUGGGAGAUCAACAGAUGACAUUGAUGUUGAUAUUGAUUUGCGAAAAGAAGGCAAUGCGAACAAAGUGUCUAGACGUCAAGCAAUUAUUAGGAUGGAACGAGAUGGAUCUUUCUUUUUGAGGAAUAUUGGAAAGAGUUCGAUAACAGUGAAUGGCAAGUCAGUUGAUUCUGGAAAAAUGCAGUUUCUAAGUUCUAGUUGUCUGAUUGAGAUCAAAGGAAUGGGCUUUGUGUUUGAAAUCAACAGAAAGCAUGUCCAGCGGUACUUGGACAGCAUUUCACAGAAAGACAAAGCACAGCUUAGCAAAUUUGAUUGGUCACCUGAGGGGGAGGCCUGAACAGAUAAAAACCAUUUAGAGGUAGCGUCAGUUAUUUUAUUGCUUUCAAUUAACCCUCCCCGGUGGAUGACUUUUAUAUCCUUCACUGAGAGUAAACGCCCUUCGCCCACAACAGGAUGUGUACAUACCGACCUUUAGCAUGAAUGUUUAAUUAGCAAAUAGAUCCACCCUUUGCCAUAGACCUGAAACGCCAUGUGAGAGGUUUCAAGUACAAUCCCUUCCCCCUCAGUCAUACCCCACCCAAAAAAAAAAAAAAAAUCGUACCUAAAUACAUUAUCUCCUUCCCCCCUUCAUUUUUCUUUUACUAGUUCAUUUAUUUUUGAUUUGUCAGUAGAAGAGGAGGUUGAAGGCCUAAGUCUUGUUAAUUUGUAUAUCGCCGAAUAAAUUUAUCUGUUAUAGAAAACUUUUGAGAAAAUUCAGUAUCCAAUCUUGAUUCCUGAUGUUAAGCUUUGGUAAAGGCUAGAUCAGCUUCCAAUUCACUCAACAAUACUGUUUAUACAUCACAGCAAUUAUUGUCUAUCUAUUUUUACUUA
This is a messenger RNA of Ipomoea nil (Japanese morning glory), 3009 nucleotides long. RefSeq lists its product as uncharacterized. NCBI's taxonomy places the organism in Eukaryota, Viridiplantae, Streptophyta, Magnoliopsida, Solanales, Convolvulaceae. The coding region runs from base 182 to 2476 and encodes 764 amino acids. Gene Ontology annotation, molecular function: G-quadruplex RNA binding; protein binding. The record is from RefSeq and is a predicted model, not a curated record. Gene Ontology annotation, biological process: positive regulation of transcription by RNA polymerase II. The transcript is spliced from 8 exons. Gene Ontology annotation, cellular component: MLL1 complex; Ino80 complex; NSL complex.